Stegastes partitus (bicolor damselfish) is the source of this 2796-nucleotide messenger RNA. RefSeq names its product leucine-rich repeat-containing G-protein coupled receptor 5. The transcript has 20 exons. Bases 1 to 2796 code for a protein of 931 amino acids. Gene Ontology annotation, cellular component: membrane. NCBI's taxonomy places the organism in Eukaryota, Metazoa, Chordata, Actinopteri, Pomacentridae. Gene Ontology annotation, molecular function: protein binding; G protein-coupled receptor activity. The record is from RefSeq and is a predicted model, not a curated record. Gene Ontology annotation, biological process: G protein-coupled receptor signaling pathway.
AUGCGGGGCUGCGUGGCUCUGUUGGCCGCCUGUGCAGCCCUCUCGGCGGGCUUCGGGAGCCCCGCGGCCGCGGCGCAGGAGGCUGCGGCUGCGGGGAACGGCUCCGCGGUGCCCCGGGGGCAGAGCUCCGGGGACGGGGAGCGGGCGGCGGGGCGCGGCGGCUGCCCUGGCCGCUGCCGGUGCGAGGUGGACGGGCUGCUGCACCGGGUGGACUGCUCGGACCUGGGGCUCCGGGAGGUUCCGGGCAACCUGAGCGUCUUCACGUCCUACCUCGACCUGAGCAUGAACAACCUGACGGUGAUGUCCGGCGGAGCGCUGAGCAACCUGCACUUCCUGGAGGAGCUGCGUUUGGCGGGAAACGAUCUGUCCUUCAUCCCCAGAGGAGCGUUCGCCGGCCUCUACAACCUCAAAGUGCUGAUGCUUCAGAACAACCAGCUGAGGUCCGUUCCUGCCGAGGCCUUCAACAACCUGCACAACCUGCAGUCACUCCGUCUGGACGCCAACCACAUCUCCAGCGUUCCCGUUGGCUGUUUCUCCGGCCUGCGUUCGCUCCGCCACCUCUGGUUGGACGAUAACUCCCUGACGGAGGUGCCGGUGGAGGCUCUGAGCGAGCUGCCCGCCCUGCAGGCCAUGACGCUCGCCCUCAACCACAUCGGCCACGUCCCCGACCACGCCUUCAGCAGGCUGGGCCGCCUCGUGGUGCUGCAUCUCAACAACAAUAGGAUCGUUUCCAUGGGAACGAGCUGCUUCCACGGACUCCACAGUCUGGAGACGCUGGAUUUGAACUACAACAGCCUGGUGGAGUUUCCUACGGCCAUCCGGUCGCUGAGUCACCUCAAGGAGCUUGGUUUCCAUAGCAACAACAUCCAGUCCAUCCCAGAACACGCCUUCACCGGAAACCCGUCGCUGAUCACCAUAUUCUUCUACGACAACCCGAUCCAGUCCGUCGGACGUUCGGCGUUUCAGAACCUGCCGGAGCUUCGGACGCUGUCUCUGAACGGAGCCGCGGAUCUCACCGAGUUUCCAGACCUGACGGGAACCAGGAGCCUGGAGAGUCUAACCAUCACUGGAGCUCGGAUCACGUCUUUGCCCGGUUCGGUUUGUGAGCAGCUUCCAAACCUGCAGCUGCUCGACCUCUCCUAUAACCAGAUCCAGACUCUUCCCAGCUUCUCGGCCUGUGAGAGCAUCCAGAAGAUUGACCUGCAUCAUAAUGAGAUCGAGGACGUUGAGGAGAACACUUUCGCCGGUCUGAUGUCGCUUCGUUCGCUCGACUUGUCCUGGAACCGGCUGACGUCCGUCAAGCCGAACUCGUUCUCGGCUCUUCCUGCUUUGAACAAACUCGACCUGUCGUCCAAUCAGCUGUCGUCUCUGCCCCUGAUUGGCCUGCAGAGCCUGACUCACCUGCGAUUGGCCGGAAACGAUCAGCUGAUGGAGCUGAUUCCUCGGGAGGAGCUUCCCCGGGUCAGGGUGAUGGAGCUUCCCUUCGCCUUCCAGUGCUGCGCCUUCGUGUCCUGCGACCGGCGAGGAGGAGCUCCGUCCUGGGAGAGAGACGAGGCCGAGUCGGCCGGAAGAGACGCCGCCGCCGGCUUCUCCAGUCAAGUCGAUCAGGACUGGGAGGAUUUCCUGAUGGAGUUUGAGGACGAACCCAAACCUCAGCACUCGGUUCACUGCAGCCCGACGCCAGGUCCGUUCCGUCCUUGCCUACACCUGCUGGGCAGCUGGAUGAUCCGCGGGGGGGUGUGGCUCAUCGCCGCCAUCUCAUUGGUCAGCAACAGCCUGGUCGUCCUGUCCGUCUUCUUCUCCCCCGCCGCCUCGGCCACGCCCCCCAGGCUGCUGAUUGGCCUGCUGGCUCUGGUGAACGGCCUGAUGGGAGUGUGGAGCGGCUGGUUGGCGGCGGUGGACGCCUGGACAUUCGGCAGCUUCUGGAGGUACGGUGCAAAGUGGGAGAGCAGCUUCCUGUGUCGAUUCAGCGGCUUCCUGUGUGUGUUUGCGUCACAGACCGGCCUCUUCCUGCUGACCGUCGCAGCCCUGCAGCGAUGCAUGGCCGCCGACGCUCGACGCAACAAAACCGACGGGAGCAGCGGUCGCUCCUCGUCGCCGCUGUCCGUCCGUCUGUCCGUCGGCCUCUGCUUCCUGCUGGGCCUGGCCGUCACGCUGCCCCCCCUGCUGGCCGGACACAGCAGCACCUCGCUCUGCCUGCCGAUGCCGUCGCCGUCCUCCUCGUCCUCGCUGGCCUUCUCCGUCUCCCUGGUGCUGUUCGACUCGCUGUGCUUCCUCCUCAUGACGCUCGCCUACACUCGCCUGUACUGCCGGGCCAACAAGGCCCCGCCCGCCUCGGAGGAGGAGGCGGCGCUGACUCGGCACGUGGCCUGGCUGCUCUUCUCCGACUGCCUCCUCUACCUCCCCGUGGCCUUCCUCUCCUUCUCCGCCCUGCUGAGGCUUCCUGCCGCCGGGCCGGAGGCGGCGAAGGGAGUCCUGCUGCUGGUGGCGCCGCUGCCGGCCUGCGUCAACCCGCUGCUCUACCUGCUGUUCAACCCGCUCGCCAGGGAGGAGCUGGCAGCGCUGGCCAAACGCACCUGUGGGGCUCUGGCGCUACCGAAGCUCCACCGAGGAAGAGGAGGAGGAGGAGGAAGGUCGAAGCCGAGCACGACGGACUCGACGUACGACGAGGACGCAGAGAAACAGUCGUGUGACUCGACGCAAGCGCUGGUGGUGGUGAAGGAGGAAGAGGAGGAGGCGGGAAGAGGAAGGAGCGAGGCGCAGCACUCGGUGGCGUUUGUUGCUCCACGUCACUGA